UGUGUACAGUUUGUUGCAUGUCGGGAAGUACGCUAAACAUUUUGAACAGACAUACAUUCACGAAUUUCCCUUAUAUAUAGAUUAUAUAAUAUAAUAAAUAACAUUCUAAUUUUACAUUCCCGCUUAGCGCUUUGGCGGUCUUGUUCGUGUUUUUGACACUAUAUUAUAGACUGUGUACAUGUUUACUGUUUGAGUCAUACAUUCUAAAAUGUGUCACUUGACAAUCUGAACCCCCUUUCAGCGUUGGCCCCCGACAACCUGUAACGAGAUGUUUACGCUUUCAAGGAAUCAUAAAGGUAAACUAUUUUCAUAGAUAACGAGGACGAUGUUGAAAAUGAGACACAAAGAAAGCAACGGCAUUGUUAAAGACAGUGGAAGCAAGCUUAUCCGUAUGUGGAGGGACAGAAUGAAGUUCUGCAUUAUAUGUUUAUGAACAUACAAAGAGACAUGCCCUGGAAGCCGACACCACAUCCAGAAUGAAAACUUAAAACUCCGCCCCUGUCGCCUUGUGCGCUGAGCAGUUUCACAACCCGAUUUGUGCGCGCCGGUGUUCGCGGACUUUACAAGGAGCCUUUUAUUCAAAUAACAACAGUGAUUUUGAGAUCUAAUACUAGCACACGAUAAUACAAAGACACAUAAACACAAACACAUCACACAAACACACAUCACACGGAAGGAGAGACCACCGCUUCGAGAUCCAGGGUUUGACCGUCAGCUGCCUUCGCGGACCGAAUGUGUUUUGACAACAGGCUACAACUGCUCGAUUCACACGAGGAAGUUGCCAGGGCUCUGCCUGCCGCCGCACUGUGUACAGCAAGCAGCGCGCAUUUGACUCCCCCCGCCACUCGCCCUGCACCGCCCUCGGGCCGGGGAUUUCCACCAACUCGAGCACUUCCUCAAAGACGCACACACAAGACUAAGGACUGAAAUAAACUAAAAACGGUUGAAAUCGUGAAUUCUUGAAUGGAAAUUGAAUGUCACCCUGGAGCAAGAUCAUCACGCUGCUGAUAGCACUCCUUGUAAGAUAUGCCCGCGCUGCAGGAGAACUCGCCGUCCACACAGACAUGGAGGUUGCCAUCAAGGAGGGCAGCGACGCUCUCCUGUCGUGCACCUACGACUGCACGCCCCACGGGGACAACCACACGGUGGUGCAGUGGUGGAGAGUUAAAGAGGGUAACGUUGAACAGGUUUUCAUCAGAAACGGCAAGGAGGUGAACAACCACCCCCGAGUUCAAUGGAUGGGCAACCUGACCACGUGCAAUGCUUCCAUUGUGAUGCGCGAGGUGCUGUUGGAAGACUCGGCUCGGUAUCGCUGCGACGUCUUCCGCAUCCCCUCCUUCAACGAGGGGGGCAGCGUGGUGGAGCUGCACACGUUACCCUCCACAGAACUCAUCAUCUACGCACCAACUGAAGAGACCACCAUUGUUGGAAACGAUGUUCUUCUGAAGUGCACCUACUUCUGCAAAGGCCCCAGGGACAAGUUCACGCUGGUGCAGUGGUGGAGAAUUAGAGACGGCAGGGACGAGAAGAUCUUCAUAAAAAACGGCGAAGAUCACGUCGUCCACUCGCGGUUUGCGUGGCGUGGGAACGAGACAUCGUGCGACGCGUCCAUUGCCAUCACAAACGCGAGCCUCAGUGACGUGGCCCAUUACCGCUGCGAGGUCACUUACAUCCCGUCGUACAAACAAGGCAGGAAGGUGAUGCGUCUCAACGUGCAGGCGCCACCAGAUACACCAAUUCAAACAACGCCCAGAAUAAAUCCAGAAAUCAACAACUCGAUUCAAGAUAUAAAUACACGGAUCACAGUUAUUGUCGUUAUAGUAGUAUUUCUUUUUCUCGUCGCCUGCAUCUUCAUGUGCUUACGAUGUCGGAAACAUUUUUCACGAUGCCGACAACGAACGGAACAAAGCCACAACACAGGUGCUCCAGGAAAUGGAGGACGUAAUGAGGAGGAACCGGAGGUGAUUCCGUUGCAGAGAAAUCCCUAGUCUGCAGAUGCUGCGUCUUAACGUGUCGAGCUCAUGAGCGCCAACACCUAGAAAGAAGAGGCGACAUCCUGGCAGGUGGGGGGUUACCAACCCGACCUGACCAGCAGGGUGAAUUAUGAUUAAAAUAGGACUGCAAGAAGCCUCUGCAGCAGUUGGAAACCCCGAGCAUGUUUUACCAUAAUUUCUCACCUCCAGCCAGCGUUUCCCACUGCAGAGGCGUCUUGCAGUGCUACUUUCACAAUGUUUCCUCACGGUGAAAUGUGGUAAAGGUUUGUUGAAUAAAUCUAUAUCUCAGGGGCCAUUAGAUAAUAUUCCUUAGUUAUAUGAUGCCACUAAUUUCCAAGAGGUUUGCCCAAAGAAAAUUUAGUUGCGUCGGAAAUUAACGCUAAGAUUAUACAUUGCAAUACAGUAGAAAUGUAUUAUUGAUAUUAAUUCGUCAUCUUCAUCAUCAGCCGUGAUCUGUCUAUGACUGAAUGAAGGUUCUACCCCUAAGCCAUCAGUCACCAUCUCUCAGGGUCUGCCAGAUGCAACAAUCCAUCCUGGAGUUGCACACCAGCUGCUUUCAUUGCUCAUUGUGCUUCGUCUGCCACUCUGGCAUUAUUCGUCAUCAUAUGAAUGUAUGUUGACUUUCUUUUGCACAGUACCUAGCCAUCCGUGCUAAUCGGAGGUGCGGGUCAAGGAAAACAAACAAAAUACAAAAAGUAAAUGUAAAGACAUGAGUUUUCAAUCUAGAUGAUGUAAAAAUGUGUAGCUCCAAUGGCUUUAUAAUAUCGGAGGAAAGAGCAUUCCAGUUGACUGCAGAAGCGCAUCUGAAAGCGCACGAUGCAGUACACAAAAGCGUGGUCACCACAUCUACGCCUCUAUAUAAGGAA
Messenger RNA from Petromyzon marinus (sea lamprey), 2860 nucleotides. The record is from RefSeq and is a predicted model, not a curated record. Lineage: Eukaryota; Metazoa; Chordata; Hyperoartia; Petromyzontiformes; Petromyzontidae.